AUGAAUAAAGAUCCAUUCGAGUCUUCAACAGGAAAUACCAAAAUCUCGAAUGAUUACAAUGUUAAAGCAAUCCCUAUCACUACAUUUAGUGGUGAACGCGUUUCAAUCCCGAAAUAUGAUUGUUUUCCUAAAUAUAUCGAACGUUUUGAAAAAAUCGAUAUGAAAAUUCCAGAACUAAUACCACCCAAGCCAAUUGAAGAGAUUAAUGUAUCAGAAACAAACUUAAUUAAUGAAUACACACCAAAAACCUACACAGAUUUAAUUUCAGACGAAAGAACAAACAGACAAGUUCUCGAAUGGAUGAGGCAUUUCCAAAAUGCAAAAAGUGAGCGCAAGAAACCAAAGAGAACAAAGAAAUUAGUUGAUUUGACGAAAAACUCGAAAUUUGAGCAGCCAACUAUACAGCUUUCUCAUAUUUUACUUCUAGCAGGCCCUCCUGGAUCUGGUAAGACUACUCUUAUCCGUAUUAUUGCAAAACAUUGCGGAUUUCAUACAGUUGAAUUAAAUGCUUCAGAUGAUGCAUCAGUUGACAGAAAUCAAAUGAUUCUCCAAAACCAACUUAAUUUUGAACCCGUUUUUGGAGCAAAAACCAAGCCAUUGAUGGUUUUUGAAGAAUUAGAUGGAAUUGGAACAAUUAGCGACAGUGUUCUGAAGGCGAUCACUGGAAAUGCUAGCCGUCCAGUUGUCAUCAUUGUGAACGAUGGUUACGCUCAAAGUCUUAAGAAUAUUCGCUCAAUUGCAACUUUCAUCAAAUUACCACCUCCAAAUUCUACGCAAUUCAAAGAACGAAUAAGAUAUAUUUGCAAGAAUGAAGAAAUCGAUAUUUCUACGCAAGCAAUUAACGAAGUUGCCGAGAUUUCGAAAUACGAUAUUCGCACUGCCUUAAAUACCAUUAGUUUCUUAAGAGCAAGGCAGCCGAUAUCAGCAGAUACAGUUCAUCUCCUUCCUGUUGGCCUGAAGAACUCUUCUCUCACUCCUUUCGACGUUUGGACAACUUUAUUUACUGCGAGCAAGUCGUUUAAGGAUUGUGCGAACGAAGUUGAGAUCUUUGGCAACACAAGACUUAUUUCUACCGGUAUUCUCGAGAAUCUUGAGAAUAUAAGAAACGCAGAUCCGACAAGAAAAAGAUUAGUCGAAAUGUUCGAUAAUCUUUGUUACGCUGAUGUUCUAGGAGACUCAGAAGCAUCAGAUAUGGCCAUUGCAAGCUGUUCCAAGCUUUGUGGUGUUCAAAAUGUUGGAAGAAACAUCGCAUUUCCAACUUCUUCACUCGGAUUCGAAGGAUCUAUGAGGUCAACUGCCAAUUCAUCGAUGCUGAAGAACCCUGUGUUCAGAACUGGCAUUGAUGUAUAUCGUAGAAUCCUUUGUUUGCCACAAGAACAAAUUAAUUAUGUCAUCAAUAGGCAAGGAGAGUCAUUAAGGAAAAGAAUCACUGCUAUGCAUCAAUGCAUUAAGAUUUCUUAUAAGAAGAAUGCAUUUGGACACUAUACUUCCGUUCCUGAUGUUGAUAAUAUUAUUGGUUUGAAUAAUUUCUCAAUAAAUAACUUAACAAAGUACAGAGAAUGUAUUCAAACUGAGAUUGAAUCACAGGGAUCACUUCUAAAAGAACUUUCCAUUACAGGAACUCGUAUUCAGGAUAAACUUGGCAAAUCACAGAGAAGAGAUCCAAUCAGAAACUUCUGGGGUGAAGAAAUGGACUUAACCCAAACUCAGGAAACCCAAAGAAACACAGGUGGCCUCAAAUUUACUUAUAAUGAAGGUUUCACCAACGCUGUAAGAAGAAAAGUCUUGGUUCAGAGAAUUUUAAUGGUCUAA
Trichomonas vaginalis G3 is the source of this 1812-nucleotide messenger RNA. RefSeq names its product ATP binding. Bases 1 to 1812 code for a protein of 603 amino acids. The transcript has a single exon. The record is from RefSeq and is a predicted model, not a curated record. Gene Ontology annotation, molecular function: ATP hydrolysis activity; ATP binding; DNA binding. NCBI's taxonomy places the organism in Eukaryota, Parabasalia, Trichomonadida, Trichomonadidae. Gene Ontology annotation, cellular component: nucleus.